This is a messenger RNA of Peromyscus leucopus (white-footed mouse), 2077 nucleotides long. RefSeq names its product zinc finger protein 724-like. The coding region runs from base 110 to 1891 and encodes 593 amino acids. Lineage: Eukaryota; Metazoa; Chordata; Mammalia; Rodentia; Cricetidae. Gene Ontology annotation, molecular function: DNA-binding transcription repressor activity, RNA polymerase II-specific. Gene Ontology annotation, biological process: negative regulation of transcription by RNA polymerase II. The record is from RefSeq and is a predicted model, not a curated record. The transcript is spliced from 3 exons.
CUUUGUGUUUGAAAAUGUCUUAGGGCGGGUCCCAGCUUGGAGCCCCGGGUGUCCCUGACGAAGUCGCUGUUGCUCAGGGAGCGGCGGGUGCUGGAAAUGCACGAGGACCAUGGAGCCGGACCAGUUGACAUUCAGCGAUGUGGCCAUUGAUUUCUCUCCAGAUGAGUGGGAAUGCCUGGACCCUCCUCAGCAGAAUCUGUAUAGGGAUGUGAUGUUAGAGAACUACAGAAACCUGGUCUCUGUGGCCCUCUCUCAUCAUUGUACCCAGAACUUUUCACCAGAACAGAUCCUAAAAUAUUCCUUCAAAAAAGUGACUCAUGGAAGACCUGGAAGUUAUGGCCUUAAGAGUUUAAGAAACUGGGCAAAUGUCAGUGAGAAUAAAGGUCAAACAGCCUGCCGUGGUAGACGUAACCAGUGUGCGAUCACUAGCAAUAGCAAAGAUGUCAUUGACAACAGAGGUCAAGAGCAGAAAACAGCUGUGAAAAAAACCCAUGCUGGCUCAGGUGCUUUUGAUGAGCCAUGUAUCUAUAAACAAAAAUACCCACAGGACAUUGUUCAACAUAACUUAACUUUGAAAAGAAGUUUGGAAGAUCUGAAAGAGGGAUUAGUCUUUCACUCAAACAUUUCCAUAGACCAAGAAUUGAGAAACAGAGAACUGAUCUCUAAAAUUGAUCAAAUAAAGACUUCCUGUCCUGAAAGAUCCUCACUCUUCAGUCAACAAGUAGAUCUUUCCUAUAGCCAAAUGCACAAUUGUGGACUGCUUACUACGGAUCCAUUAUUGCACAGCCAAAAUUCAGAUACAGAUAUUUGGAAAACCACAUAUAUGUGUAAAGAAACUAGCAAAACUUUCAGUAAUGGCUCUACACUAAAUAAUUGCAAGGAUAUGGUUAUUGUAGAGAAAUCUGGUCAGUUUAACCAAGUGCAUAAUAACUUUGACAAUGGCUCAAGUUCCAACAAACAUGAGUGUACUCUGUUUCCAAAGAACCUUUUCAAUUGUGAAAAUUUAUUUACUCAGUGCUCAGAGUUUACCAUCCAUCAAUGUAACUAUAUUCAAGAUAAUCAUUACAAGCAUAUUGAUUGUGACACAACAGUUAACCACACCGCAAACCUUACUACACAUAAAAUUCAGAAGGCCCAGAAAUCCUACAAAUGUAAUGAAUGUGGCAAAGCCUUUAAGUAUUGCUCAAGUUACAAUAAACACAGCAUAAUUCACACGGGAGAAAAACCCUACAAGUGCAAAAUAUGUGGAAAAUCCUUUACACAGUGCGCAAGCCUUAAAAAACAUCAGAGAAUUCACACUGGAGAGAAACCCUACAAAUGUGAAGAAUGUGGCAGAAGCUUUAAUCAUUGCUCGAUUCUUAGUCAGCACCAGAGAAUUCAUACAGGAGAGAAACCCUACAAAUGUAAACAGUGUGGGAAAUCCUUUACCCAAUGUGCAAGCCUUAGAAAACACCAGGUAAUCCACACUGGAGAGAAGCCCUACAGGUGUGCAGAAUGUGGCAAAGCUUUUACCCAAAGCUCAACACUUAGUGAACACCAGAGAAUUCAUACUGGAGAGAAACCUUACAAAUGUGAACCAUGUGGAAAGUCUUUUACCCAAUGUUCAAGUCUUAGAAAACACCAGAGAAUUCACACUGGAGAGAAACCCUACAAAUGUGAAGAAUGUGGCAAAGCCUUUAACUGCCGUUCAUCUUUUACUAAACACCGGAGAAUUCACACAGGAGAGAAACCUUACAAAUGUAAGGAGUGUGGCAAAGCUUUCAUCCAUUGUACAAACCUUACUCAACACCAGAGAAUCCAUACAGGAGAGAAACCGUACAAAUGUAGUGAAUGUGGAAAAUGCUUUAGUCAGUGUUCAAACCUUAGAAAACAUCAGCGAAUUCAUACAUGAGUAAAACCAACAAAUGUAAAGAAUGUAGUAAAUCCUUUACCCAUAGUCAAAAACUUGUUUAAUGUCAUAAUUCAAAGUGGGGAUGAGUCCGACAGAAGCAGUGAAUGUAGCAAAGUCUAUGACUUACCAUUCACAAGGUUCUCAGUAUCAGAAAAUUAAUUCUUCCUGUGAGAAACCAUACAAAUA